AUGGCCGGCGAAAUGCUAACAGGUGGGAUGGCCAUGGUGUUUGCGCGGUACGGUAGUUUUUGGCGUAGACUCCGUGGAGCAGCCCGCCAUGGAUUCAGCACGAAAGCUGUGGAGAAAUAUCAGGCAACGCUUGCUUCGGAAGCUGCGCAAGCUGCUUUUGAUAUUGUUCAAACGCCAGCUGAUUGGGAAAAACGCCUCAAACGAGCAAUUGCAUCAAGUAUUUUGCGGGCUACAUAUGGCUGGCCGCAAAUUAAAGAAGAAGAAUCGGAGCUCAUUACUCGUAUGGAGGCGCACAUUGCGCGCCUGACCAACGCGCUCAUUUCAGCCGCACUUCUCAUUGACUUCUUUCCAAUCAUCAAAUACGUCCCGACAUGGAUGGCAAAAUGGAAGCGUGAUGCGCUUGAAUGGCAUAAACGGGACACGCGUAUGUUUGAAGGGUUCUAUGACGGUGUACGCAGGAAAAAGAUGAACGACCAGCAAUCGGACUGCUUUGUGUCUACUCUUAUUGAGAAUGAAGAGCGCAAUGGGUUCACGCAAAAGGAGAAUGCGUGGCUUGCGGGAAUUCUAUUCACUGCCGGUGCAGAAACUACUGCUUCCGCUAUGUCUUACUUCGUCCUCGCAAUGACUCUGUACCCAGAUGUCAUGCGAAAAGCUCAAGCAGAGCUUGAUGCUGUCGUUGGUCGUGAGCGACUGCCGACGUUUGCAGACCAAGCACAACUUCCUUAUAUCAAUGCCCUAUGCAAGGAAGUUCUGCGGUGGAGACCAGUAGGUCCCCUAGCUGUUCCCAGGCGCACUAUCAAAGAUGACUGGUACGAAGGUUACCUGAUUCCGAAAGGCACCAUUGUAAUCCCAAACGUUUGGGCUAUUAACAGAGAUUCCAAUGUAUACCCAGAUUUUGACGUAUUCCAUCCGGAACGGUUCUUGGAUGAUGCUGUAGAAAAGACGCUCGCACCUCUAACUCACUCGAUGGGCCACGUCACAUAUGGCUUUGGCAGGCGCAUCUGCGCCGGAUACAACUUCGCCAACCAGGCUAUGUUCAUAGAUAUCGCUACUUUAUUGUGGGCAUUUGAUAUUGAAAAGGCCGUCGACGAGUUCGGUCAUGUCAUCGUCCCGUCUAGCACGGAGUGCAUCGAUGCCGGUGCUGCAGUUUCACCGGCUCCUUUCAAAUGUCGAAUCACACCGCGUUUUCAUGAGGUGGAGGCAAUUCUCAAGUGGGAGCAGGCUUCUCGAAGCGAGUGA
Messenger RNA from Fibroporia radiculosa, 1239 nucleotides. RefSeq lists its product as uncharacterized. The transcript has 12 exons. NCBI's taxonomy places the organism in Eukaryota, Fungi, Basidiomycota, Agaricomycetes, Polyporales, Fibroporiaceae. The coding region runs from base 1 to 1239 and encodes 412 amino acids. Gene Ontology annotation, molecular function: iron ion binding; oxidoreductase activity, acting on paired donors, with incorporation or reduction of molecular oxygen; heme binding. The record is from RefSeq and is a predicted model, not a curated record.